This is a messenger RNA of Peronospora matthiolae, 702 nucleotides long. The record is from the annotation of a GenBank genome assembly. Lineage: Eukaryota; Oomycota; Peronosporomycetes; Peronosporales; Peronosporaceae.
AUGCUUGUCGGCGAAGCCUGGCCGUCGCAGCAGGUGUUAGUCCAGCGCUACAUUGACUUCACAUUUGUCUCUGGUCCUCCUGGACCCAGCCAUAACAACUGCGUGUUCUAUACAGAAACCACCCAAAUUGUCGAGCGCCUGGAUGCGACGGGGCUUGUUCUGCCGCCCGCUCCCGGGGACCGACGGGUUUUACCACGUCUAGGCUGCGCCGUUGGAUGUCGAAUAUAUUUCAUACCCGCACUUCCGAAGUCUGCUCUUCUUGGCGUGGUUUGGAAACAUCUCGUGCCGGCGACGUCUCAUCCCAUCACGCUCCACGCCGGGUCCACGAAGGAGUGGGUGCCCGAUGCAACCAUUAUCCACAACAUCUGGCACACUGUUCGUGCUGUGACUCUCCGCUUCGUCUGGUUUUACCGGAACAAGUGUCUGUUUGACGGCCGGCGGUCCACACCGACGUCCCCUGCCCUGAUGGUCAUCUUCUCGACUUCGAGUGCCCACCUGCGUCAUCUUCUUCGCCGCCAAUAUGAUAUGGGUAUGAGGAAGGCUCUUCAGCGUGCCACUGCUGCGUUGUCUCGCGAUGCUUCUUUCGACAGCUUCCUGAAAUUCCAUCCCGCUGCACUUGUUGUCCGUCAUCGCUCCGACUCCUUCCAGUCUUCCAAGGAUCCCGGUGCUUCAACUCCCACUCCCCGCUUCACUGUACUCUGA